Mirounga angustirostris (Northern elephant seal) is the source of this 5804-nucleotide messenger RNA. RefSeq names its product lymphocyte cytosolic protein 2 (gene LCP2). Lineage: Eukaryota; Metazoa; Chordata; Mammalia; Carnivora; Phocidae. Gene Ontology annotation, molecular function: protein binding. Gene Ontology annotation, biological process: intracellular signal transduction; cell surface receptor protein tyrosine kinase signaling pathway. Bases 190 to 1791 code for a protein of 533 amino acids. The transcript is spliced from 21 exons. The record is from RefSeq and is a predicted model, not a curated record.
CGCAGAGGAAGCCGUUGCUUUUUGGGAUCUGGUUAGAGCAAAAAAGACGUGUGCCCCAACAACGGGGUUCCAGAAGGUAACUUGGAGUUGGAAGAGCAAAGGACACCUCCACGCUGUGGAUUUGGAGUUCUCUGUCCAUGGGUGCAGCAUCCAUGCUCCGCUUGUGAGUUCUGUCCCGGGAGAGCAGCCAUGGCAUUGAAGAACGUGCCCUUUCGCUCAGAUGUCCUGGCCUGGGACCCCGACAGCCUUGCAGACUAUUUCAGGAAGCUGAACUACAGGGACUGUGAGAAGGCAGUGAAAAAGCAUCACAUUGAUGGGCAGCGGUUUUUGAACCUGACAGAAAAUGACAUCCAGAAGUUCCCUAAGCUCCGGGUGCCGAUUCUCAGUAAGUUGAGUCAAGAAAUCAACAAGAAUGAAGAGAGAAGGAGCAUCUUCACACGCAAACCCCAAGUCCAGCGGUUUCCUGAAGAGACAGAAAGCCAUGAAGAGGACAAUGGGGGCUGGUCAUCCUUUGAUGAAGAUGACUAUGAGAGCCCUACCGACGAUCAGAACGAGGAUGACAAUGACGACUAUGAGUCACCCAACGAGGAGGAAGAGGCACCCGUGGAAGAUGAUGCGGAUUAUGAGCCGCCGCCCUCCAAUGAUGAGGAGGCCCUGCAGAACUCUAUCCUGCCUGCCAAGCCUUUCCCCAACUCCAACUCCACGUACAUCGACCGGCCCCCCUCCAGCAAAGUCCCUCAGCAGCCGCCCGUGCCCCCCCAGAGACCGACAGCCGGGUUCCCUCCUCCGUCGGCAGGCCGGAGUCACGCGCCACUCCCCCCACCCCAACCAAACCACGAAGAGCCUAGCAGAAGUAGAAACCAUAAAACAGCAAAGCUCCCUGCUCCUUGCAUAGACAGAAGCACGAAACCUCCCCUCGAUCGUUCAUUAGCCCCAUUUGACAGAGAGCCCUUCACACUAGGAAAGAAGCCCCCGUUUCCUGACAAGCCCUCCGCCCCCGCGGGAAGGCCUCUCGGGGAGCAUUUACCCAAGAUGCAAAAGCCUCCUUUACCUCCAGCCACUGAAAGACAUGACAGGGGUAGCCCCCUGCCCGGGAAGAAGCCACCUGUGCCCAGGCACGGAUGGGGACCAGACAGAAGAGAGAAUGAUGAAGAUGAUGUGCAUCAAAGACCUUUGCCUCAACCCACAAUGCCCUCCAUGAGCUCCAAUACUUUCCCUUCCAGAUCCACCAAGCCAUUGCCCAAGCACCUCCUCCCGUCACCUCACAUGCUUGGAGCAUUCUCUGAAAGUAACAGUGGUUUCCCACAGAGUGCCUCCCUGCCUCCAUACUUCUCUCAAGGCCUUAGCAACAGACCACCUCCUAGAGCUGAAGGAAGAAACUUCUCCUUGCCAGUUCCGAACAAACCUCGAUCACUGUCUCCUGGGGAAGAAGAGAAUUCAUUAAAUGAAGAAUGGUAUGUUUCUUACAUUACCCGACCAGAGGCAGAAGCUGCUCUUAGGAAGAUAAACCAGGAUGGCACUUUCCUGGUUAGAGACAGCUCUAAAAAAACAAUAGCAAAUCCAUAUGUCCUCAUGGUGUUGUACAAAGAUAAAGUUUACAACAUCCAGAUCCGUUAUCAAGAGGAAAGCCAAGUUUACUUGUUGGGAACUGGACUCCGAGGGAAAGAGGACUUCUUGUCUGUGUCAGAUAUUAUUGACUAUUUCAGGAAAAUGCCACUUCUGCUCAUUGAUGGGAAGAACCGAGGCUCCAGAUAUCAGUGCACGUUAACGCAUUCUGCAGGUUAUCCCUAGCAAGUUAGCCAAACAAAUGAACCUUCCUCCUGCCUCUGUUGCCAGCCUGGGAAGAUCAGUCAACCGUGGUGAAUGGACAAACACUUAGAACUGAAUCAAACUCCUCAACAUGAGCACAAGGUUUUGACCUUUCGCAUAAAAAAGUGUUUGAAAUGAAGACUGUCAAGUAUCUCAUAAUUUAUUUAUUCUUCUUCAAUGUUUGUAAAGUGCAUGAGUUAAUACUGUGCACACUUGAAGUCUAGUAGUGCACUGUAAUAAUUCAUUUAAAAAAAUGUGUACUUUGGAAUACCCAUUUCAAAGUACAGUAGUUUAUAUAGUUACAGAAAUAAUUUGAGGCAAAUUUAAAAACACUGAAACAGUAGUAGUUUUUGAUAUCACAUAAAACUGAUUUUUUUUAAUAGCCAAACCUUUGUUAGUCAGAGGCAAUCCUCAGUUUUAUACAUAUAAUUUGAAAAUUUCUAAAAGUCACUUUCUCAGCAGCAAUAAUUUAAGAGGCUUCAAACUAUUUCAUCCUUUCUUAUUUGGUGUUUUUUGCUGGGGGGAUUUUUGUGUACUUUUUUAUGAAAAGAUAUAUGCAUGAUGGGAUAACUUCCUAGGAUUAAAAUUAAUUUCCCUUUUGCUUUACUUUUGUGUUCCUAAAACUAUUGACUUUGUUUAGUCCAUACUAUUAUAUUUUUGUUUUAAAGCAAAUUUAAGCUACAAAUACCGAAAGUAAUCAUUUUAAAUUUAGAGACGAGGCUUUGGUGUCAAAUACGUCUGGAUAUAAGUGCAUCAUAUCCCAACACCCACAUCCCACCUCCUCUGCAAUUCCCACAACUCCAAAAGCAUUUUCAAGUGAUGUGGAUUUUACCAAAGUCUUCCAGCAAAGAUGAAAGAGCAUUGCAUAUACACAGAAAAAUGUGAUCAGACUUGCCUAUUAGAUGCCUUCCUUCCAUCUCUUUUAUCCCCUGACAACUCUACCAUAAAGCCCUUCUCAUCAUCAUUCCUAAAAAGGCUUGAUAGAUCCUUUGAAGCAACGCAGCUCUUUCCUUCAGCUUACUUAUCUCACUUAACAGACAGUAGUAGGUAUUCAGCACAACAAAAACCAGGCAUUUGGUUGUUCUUCAAGUUUUCCCCUUGGGGGCCUUGGUUAUUAUUCCACAACUUUCAUUAACGACAAAAAUUUUCGGCUUCUCUACUUAAUCUGCAAGUUUUCUGAGGGGCAAAGAAAAAUAUCUUGCCUCUUCAUUUUCAUAAGUUAAUUAAUAGAACAUCAGAAGGGAGCUUAGACGUCACCUGGUUAAAACUGAUAAUUUGCUAAGAUAACAGGUAUGUGGAGACUUUUAACCAAUGAUGAUGAUAAUGUUUCAUCAAGCUUCAUCCUUACAAACUGGGAGUUCUCAAUUUAGGGUCCAGAGCUAGGGAGUUCUAAAGCUGAAAAAUCUUCAUUCAUUUCCAUGUUUAUUCAACAGGAUUUCAACAAGCAUUUAAUUAGUGCCUAUUCUGUGUUAAACACUGAGUUGGGUGGUGAGGAUAGCAGACACUGUGAGCUGAUCUUGUGUCUUGCUUUAGGGCCUACUGUCCUUUAUGUUUGAAAAUCUCUGAAAUGAAAGAGGUCAUAGAUUUCAAAGCAACUAUUUGGUAGUGAAUCAUGUCCGCUGCCAUGUCUCUACCCUCUUCUACCUGCCAUAUGUAGGAAACCAGUCUAACAGAAGAGGAUAAAGUCAAUGCACAGAAAUAGAACCAGGUUAUAAACAGAUGAUAAAUUAGUAGAGUCCCUGACAUCUAUUUCAACCGCUUCCAAGUCACAUGACCCAAUAAAUGCUUCAGCUAACUUGAGUUGUUUUUGGCACUUGUUACCAGGAGAGAUCUGAUUAAUACAAAUUCAUACCAUCCACUUCUAAUUUGGUGAACUCUCUUUCAAUCUGAGCCAAAUUCAAGCAUAAAGUAAAGGAUAAGCAAUGUCCCAAGGCCAAUUUCCUAUAUCAUAUUCUUGCCACUAGUGAAAUGAAUUAGCCAUUCUUCGAAACAUUAAAACAAUAAAACAGCCUUCAAGAAUAUUAAAUAAUUAUUUACAACUCAUAUUUUUAUUUUGUUUUUUAUCAUAUUAAAUAUAUUAGUAGACUCAAUUCUCCCAGAUACAUGUUAAUUCUACAAUAAAUACAGUUACAAAUUCACAACAAACAAAAAGAAAUCAGAUAGAAAAACUGGUAGAAGCAAAGGAUACAUCUGAUAUUUUAGAUUCUUCAAAGAGGGGGGUUUUCCCUUCUGGUUCCUGUAAGUCAUCUGUCUUCACAGGAUGAUUAAAAUGUAAAGUAAGGUCGCAAAGCAGCAACUGGGAGAGCUCUGUGUAAAACAAAAUAAUAGAAGAUACUGUCCUGGAGCACAUAUGUCAUAGACAACUAUUAUUACCUUUUUUUUUUUUAAAGAUUUUAUUUUGGGUGGGUGCCUGGGUGGCUCUCAGUUGAGUGUCUGACUCCUGAUUUCAGCUCAAGAUCUCAGGGUCCUGAGAUGGAGGCCCGUGUCAGGCUCUGGUUUCAGCUCGGAGUCUGCUUGAGAUUCUCUCUCUCCCUCUCCCUCUUCCCCUUGCCCCCCUCGAACUCUCUCUCUCUCUAAAAUAAAAUCUUUGAAAAAAAAAAGAUUUUAUUUUUACAUAAUCUCUAUACUCAGUGUGGGCCUCGAACCCACAACCCUGAGUUCAAGAAUUGCAAGAAUUCCUGUUCUGUAUUUUCCUCCUAAGAAAAAGGUAAUUUCUUUAUAAGCCUCAGCACUUAUAAACAACCAACCAAGCCAGCCAGGUGUCCCUAUUAUUACUUUUAGUAGCUAUUUCUAAUUCUUAGUUUUCUCCUAAGUGAUUAUUGAUCAGACCACAAUUAAGUGUGCCCCAUUUUGACUUAAAGUCAAAUUUAUAUACUAUAAAAUAAGCAUGGCAUAAAAAUUAACUAGAAGGCUCCACUACCUUACUGAACUGCAACUUGAUUUAUACAAAUUUGAUUUAUGCUUUUUGUAAAGUUACUAUUUUUGUGUUAUAUGUUAUGUAUAGAGAAUCAAACAGGUCUAUAAAGCAUGUUACAAAUAUUAGCAGUUCCUAUCUCCAAGAGGCAACCACUUUUAACUUUUUUUUCUUGCUCAUAUUGUUUUUGUUGCUUUUGUUGUUUUGUAUGUGUCUGUGUUUGGUGUCUUUUGGUUUUGUUUGGGGGGCAGGUAUUUACCUCCAUAUCUCUAAAUGACAUUCAUAUUUUAUUUUUUCAACUGUAGGUAUUAUCUAUGUGCUUCUGACUACAGAAGAUUAUGAUACAGUUCUUUUCACUCACCCCCCACUCCCCCAGAGUGUACUUAAGAGUACAAUAUUUUUUUAUUUUUAUUUUUUUUAAAGAUUUUAUUUGUUUAUUUGACAGAGAGAGAGAGCGAAAGCAGGAACACAAGCAGGGGGAGUGGGAGAGGGAGAAGCAGGCUUCCCACCGAGCAGGGAACCCGAGGUGGGGUUCGAUCCCAGGACCCUGGGAUCAUGACCUGAGCCGAAGGCAGAUGCUUAACGACUGAGCCACCCAGGCACCCAAGAGUACAAUUUUUGUUAGCUCAAUAUUUAAAGGUUAAAACGUUUUGAUUAUAUAAAUAUUCUCCACAGCUGAGCCUUGCAGUACAUUUCCCUUCCUGCAUGGUGCCACCCAAUCAGUUAGUAAUUUUCUUGUCUUCACUGCUUAAUUAUCAUAAAUAUAUCCCAAAUCUUCCCCAGUUGGGCCGAUCUCCUUCAAGUAUAUAGUCAGAUGCCUUAGCUAUCUGAUUGUUGAAAGUCUCUCCUCUCCUAGAGCCUUAUGAUCUACUCUAGUCUGGACUGCUUGCUCUCUAGAACUGCAGUACAGCACACAUCUGAAAACUCCCUUCACCAUUAUCCUAGGGACUUCUUUCCUCCCUCCCUUGUGUGGAGUAUCCUUUUUCCAGAAUCUCAUUUCUUUCUCUUUUGGUCUGCUACCUUCUUUGGUGGAAUAUGACCUCAGUAAUCAGUAACUUUCUGAAGGGGGAAAAAUUUUAUG